Mytilus californianus (California mussel) is the source of this 1568-nucleotide messenger RNA. Its product is annotated as dynein axonemal assembly factor 6-like. The transcript is spliced from 7 exons. Gene Ontology annotation, molecular function: dynein intermediate chain binding; protein-folding chaperone binding. The record is from RefSeq and is a predicted model, not a curated record. Gene Ontology annotation, biological process: axonemal dynein complex assembly. NCBI's taxonomy places the organism in Eukaryota, Metazoa, Mollusca, Bivalvia, Mytilida, Mytilidae. The coding region runs from base 177 to 761 and encodes 194 amino acids. Gene Ontology annotation, cellular component: cytoplasm.
AAUAAGAAAUUUCUAGACGUUGUAUGCAUGAUUAUAUAUUUUGUAAAUAUAAACACAUACAGGUAAACUCUAGAAGUAUCCGUAGCAAAACAUCAAGUGAAUAUUUAUUAACUUAGUCAGUUUCACGAGGCAACCUUAACUGUUGUACUUGAAUUAGUGACUAAGCAGACAGCAGAAUGGAUGGUAUAAUGCCCCGAGAUUCUCUGUUCCAGCUCCGUGAUAUGUUCGUGGCACCAGACCAAGGAGAUGAUUCAGACAGUGACAUUGAUGAUUCACCAAUAGGUGGAGUGAAUAAAUUAGGUCCAGGAGACCUUGGACCCCAGAAAAAAGAAGCAGCUCCAAAAGAAAUAGAGAAAACACAGAAGAAGAAAACAAAAGAUAUUUGGGAUGAUGAUGAAGUAGUGGAGGGAUCAGAAUAUGACACAUUAUAUGACCCACGACCUCAGCCAGAGUAUGACAUUAUUUACAAACAAGCUGUGACCUCAGAAGACAUGUUUCUACAGAUGGGAAAUAAAAAUAAUGCCACUGCUAGCUGUGAAGAUAUGGUGGUUAAAAUAGAAUUACCAGGUAUCAAAGGCUCUGAUAUAGAAUUAGACGUCAAAUCUAAAUUUUUAGAUUGUAGAACACCCAAAAGUAAACUAGGACUACAUCUACCACAUCCUGUUGACCACAAGGCAGGGAAAGCACAGUGGGAUGCUGACAAACAAGUAUUAACAGUCACAUUACGGAUGGUCAGAGACUAUGAUGAUUUUAAUUUCUGAUCUUGUUUCAUUUUUAAAUGUUAAAACUUGUUAUUUAUAAAUCAGGGUUUGAUCUCAAACUUUGAUAUUUUUCAAACCAUGUUUAACUUAAUUAUUUUAAAUAUACAAGACCAUAAAAAAUAUUACAUUGUGUGUUUUUUACUGGAAGUUUUGUUGUGUAUUUUCUUUAAAUGGGCAAUCCUACAUCUUGACUAAAAUAUAUUGGGCUGGUUUAAUUUUCAUAAAACUUUGAGAAAAUAUUUACUUUGACCUGUUGACAAAAAUAGAAAAAAUUCAAGAAAUUUGAACCACAAAAUUUACAGGAAUAAUUUCAUUGGUUAGAUAGCAGUUUGACAAACACUAAUUUUGAUCAAACUGUCUCUGAGACAUCAUAUCUUCAUCCUGGGUAUGCAAGAAAUAUUUGUGACUACAUUAAAGAGGGGAGGGUAUCAAACAUAUUGAGUCAAUAAUAUUCCCAUUGCUUAAUUUUUUCUGAUUUUAUUUUAGGAGAAACAGACAACUCUGAUGAAUAAAAUUUUUAUUUUGAGUAGCAAUAAUUUCAGAUUUAAUUUUUUUGCAAACAGUGUUUGCCAAUUAUGCAUCGUAUACAUAAUAUCAGAUCAUUGAACAUUUACAUUGUUUUUGUUAAAAUGUUUUCUCAUUUAAUUUGAAAUAUUCAUUUUGUAAUUUAAAUGUGCACAUAUUACAGAAAACAUUCCAUGAACAAAAUCAAUUACAUUCCGUCCAACCUAUGUGAAAUGUAUUUUAUAUAUAUUUAUUUGAAUUUUACAUUUAUUUAUGUUUAAAAAAUAAAUUGAUUAAUUUUCA